UCGUCCGCCUAUCGAGACCUAUCGAGACGACUUCGGUCCAGCGGAUAAUUCAGAUCUUCAGUAGCAGCUGAGGUGUGCAGUAGUGCGGAAGUAUUUCCAGCAUUGGAAUUGUGUGGUCCCCGGGGAGGAUUGAUCAACGAGGAUUCCAGGAGAGGUGAUUCGCCGAUUGGCAGUUUUCAUUCGAAACGACAAGUGGAAUUCCAAACUAUUUUCCCCCUAAGAAAAUAACUAGUGAAAUUCAGUGAGCCGUUCUUCCAAUGCAUUAGUUUCAUCGACGAAAAAAAUGAAUGCAAGUGUUCGUUAAUCGAAGCAAUUUAAGUAAAACUUAACAAAAUAGCAAAUAUCCUUCGGGAAGGUGCAAUUUUAAACGACACCCUAUAAUACGCGGUAUUCUGGAAGCAAUCAUCAAACGAUGGGUGCCGAUUCGAACACCAAAACGAUACCGUGCGCCAAAACGGCGGAGCUGAUCGACGCCACCAUGGGACUGAAAACCAGAAACGGUAACGGAAGCCUUACCUCGUCAGAGCUGACCGAUGAGCUGAAGCAGCACGGAUCAACCCUGGAUCCGUCCCAGUUCCAGAAGGCCCUGUCCAACUGCAACAAUCUGGCCCACGAGGGCGAGGUGGACAAAAAGCUGAAGGAAAUCGGAUCCCACACACCCAUCCUGCCGUCGGAGAUUGGGACGGAUUUCAAUUUUAAGCGGGAAAUCGUCUGGAAAAAUGUGAUCGGUUUCGCUGCGCUGCACGUUUGCGGAUGGAUCGGACUACAUUUGGCUUUCUGGCAGUACUGCGACUGGCGAACGACGCUUUACACUGCCUGGUUGAUGUACAUGUCCGGCCAAGGAGUCACGAUGGGUGCCCACAGGCUGUGGGCCCAUCGCGCCUUCAAGGCGAAGCUGUGGCUCCGAGUUUUGCUGCUCUGGCUGCACACCCUGGCCGGUCAAAAUUGUCUGUAUGUGUGGGUUCGGGAUCACCGACAACAUCACAAGUACUCGGACACGGAUGCGGAUCCGCACAACGCCAACCGCGGCUUCUUCUUCUCCCACGUCGGCUGGCUGAUGUCCAAGAAACAUCCCAAGGUCAUCGAGUAUGGCAAAAAGAUGGACAUGUCCGAUUUGGAGGCUGACCCGUGGAUCAUGUUUCAGAAAGACCACUACAAGCUGCUGUACACGAUUUUUGCCUUCUUCGCACCAACUGCUAUCCCGGUCUACUUCUGGAAUGAGGAUCCCUGGUACGCCCUGUUCGUGGCCUUUUUCCUGCGCACCUGUCUGAGUCUCAACGGAACCUGGUCCGUCAACAGUGCCGCUCACAUGUUCGGAACACGUGCUUAUGAUAAGACAAUCUGGCCGGUGGAAAAUAUGUUCGUAUCGUUCGUUGCCAUGGGCGAGGGCUGGCACAACUAUCAUCACGCCUUCCCCUGGGACUACCGGGCCUCGGAGUACGGAACCCCGCUGAAUCUGACUGGAACGCUGAUCGAUCUGCUCGCCAAGUACGGUGCUAUCUGGGACCGCAAAACUGCCACCUCCAACAUGGUGAAAAAUCGGGUCCUUCGAACCGGAGACAAGUCGCAUCACACCUACGGUACCGACGAGGGUCGCAGUGCAUUCACGACCCUGUGGAACAUCUGGAAGCACCCGUCCAAUCCGACCUACAACUCGAUCUACACCCCGAAACCGAAGAUCAUCCAGAGCGACGGCUAUGCCCUGAUCGAGGACGAGCUGAAGAAGUCCGAAAUGGACGAAGACAUUCUGCAGAAGGAGGCGGAAGAGUUGCUGCGCCGUCAACAGGAAGAGGAACAGCAGAAGACCGAAGCGUCGAAGAUCUACGACAAGUUGUCGCGAUACAUCAAGGAUCAGACAGUUGAAGAGCCGGCGCCUGAAGAUCAGACCAAUAACAAUCUUCUGGACAAGGUUGGCAAGAGUCGACUCAACGUCGAUAAUAACGAGAAUGUGAUAACCCGCAGGCAUAUCUAGUGGGGGCCUUUGGAAAAUGGGUAGGGGUUUUCAUUCGCUAUAAUAAUUCCUGAACUUAGAAUAUCGUAAUGCUACCUUGUAAGUUAGAACGAUAGGACCAUGAACUUGGAGUUGAGUGACCUUAAAAUCGAUUUUUUCCCUCUGAAGAGUGCUAACAUUUUUAAUUUUGUUUUAGAAAUGUUACAAAUGUUUACAAAUCUGAACCUUACGUUACUCUUAAUUCAAUGCUCAGUGAAGGAGAGAAGGAUUUGAACCGAAAUUCGUUUGCUCAAGAAUAAAAUAAAAAUUUUAUAGUAAGGCAUCGGUUUAGCGACUACCUGUAGUAUCCUAAUAAUAAGAGUAAUAAUAAAUGUACAUAGCUAAAUCUAUCGCGUUUUUUUUUUAAAUUCAAAUUUCAGCUAAAUCAAAACUACGAACAAUUAGGGAAGCUCCAUUCUUUUGAAACACAUUGGAAAUCCAAAGAAAUUUGCUUUUUGGUUUAUUGCGAUGCCUUUUUUCGGCUGGCAUAAAUACAACUGAUUUUUUUUUCUCCGAGCUAUAAUAGCAAAAUAAAAUCAAAUUGACUAUUUUCAAUAACAUUGCAUGAAAUAAUGAAUGAUCAUUUUCUAAAAACAAAGA
Messenger RNA from Uranotaenia lowii, 2590 nucleotides. RefSeq names its product delta(9)-fatty-acid desaturase fat-7-like. NCBI's taxonomy places the organism in Eukaryota, Metazoa, Arthropoda, Insecta, Diptera, Culicidae. Gene Ontology annotation, biological process: unsaturated fatty acid biosynthetic process. Gene Ontology annotation, cellular component: endoplasmic reticulum membrane. The record is from RefSeq and is a predicted model, not a curated record. The coding region runs from base 413 to 1972 and encodes 519 amino acids. The transcript is spliced from 7 exons. Gene Ontology annotation, molecular function: stearoyl-CoA 9-desaturase activity; iron ion binding.